UUAUUUUUUUAAUUUGUGCCUCUAAAGAAAAUAAGUACUAAUUCUUUAAAAUGGGAUUAGACAAACUAUUGUAACAAGUUUUUCCAAAUGGAGUAAAGUCCAAUCAACAAUCUUGUUUUCAGUCUGCCCCUUGAACACUCAACUCAGCAAGUAUUAAGACGUUUCAAAGGUUGUCAUCUCCAUUCCCCCUUCUGCCCUUCCAAGACAUAGCAAGUUUAAAACGUCAGCAAAAUAAAUAAAUAAAUUAAAAGGACAGAAAGGAAAAAAAGACAUGGGGGGUAGUGUAUAAAGGAUUUUUAACAAAAAGACAAGACAGGAAAUACAGCACAAAGCUCUAGGAGAAGUAAUGAGUCAUGGAAAAAUGAACACAAUUUGGAUUGCCUCUGGCCUUUCCUGGCAUUCGAGAGAACAGAGGGAAAAUUUAAGAAGUUCAUUACUAAACACUCUGAUUUGAAGACUUCUGCUCAAAUAAUGGACUGGUUCCACUGCAAUCAGUGUUUCCGAAAAGAUGGGGCCCAUUUCUUUGUCACCAGCUGUGGCCAUAUUUUCUGUAAAAAAUGUAUGACUCUGGAAAAAUGUGCUGUUUGUGGAAUUCCUUGCAAACAUCUGGCUCUUUCUGAUAAUCUGAAACCUCAGGAGAAGAAGUUCUUCAAAAGUCCUGUAGAGACAGCUUUGCAGUAUUUUAGUCACAUCUCUCAGGUUUGGCGCUUCCAGAAGAAACAAACAGAUCUUCUUAUUGCCUUUUAUAAGGAUAGAAUCUCAAAGUUAGAAGCAGCUAUGCAAGAAGCAAAGCAAACAGUGGCUAACCAGGACAAAGAGCUGUCAGUCUUGAGAAAGGAGAAUGGAGAACUGAAGAAAUUUCUAGCCAUCCUAAAGGAAUCUCCAAAUCGCUACCAUGGAAGCAGGUUGACCACACCUCGACCAGUGGGAAUUACUUCCCCAUCACAGCCAGUUGCUUCACGACCUAGUUCUCAGCAUAGCAGUCAAGUGGUUAGUCGCUCCUCCUCCAUAGAGUCUAUCCCUAAUAGAGUGGCUGGCUUUGCUAGUAUGGGACAAGGGGACAGAUGCCUACAGGGAAGGAACACUCCCAGAAACAUUUAUACUGAAACCCCCUCACCAGCUUCUACUCACAGCCUGACUUACAGACCUUCAUCUGCUUCCUCUGGACAGGGAAUUUCUUCUUUCAGACCAUUCCUCAAUGGUGAUUCAGGCCACACAAGAGUCCUCACCCCCAACGAUUCUGGUCAGAGGGAGAAUAGAACCACACCGGAGAGUUUUCCUGGUUUUCAGCUUCCAGUCCUGCAGGGAAGGGUCUCACUUGGUCACAAGCUGACUUGGAACCCUCAACAGACCAGAAAUCUUAACCUCCUAGUUGACAGGAUUAAGGAUAUGGGACAGCACACACCCUAAGAAAUUCUACCAGCAGAGACAGAUGGGAUUAGCCUGCAGGAAAGAAGCAUGGACUACUUCCAGAUAAACCCCAGAACUGACCUGUGCAUAUUGCUGAAGGAUGGACUGUAGGUAGUGUCUAGUAUCCAUUAUGGAACCAUGGGCUUGAAAAUACACACCUGCUUUGUUUCCUGACUUCAUUCUGCAUCUUAAACAUCUGAUACUAACCUCCCAGGAAAAGUGGCCAGGUUUCAUUAUAAGGUUUCAGGAAGAUGUUCAUCUCUCCCUCAUAUAUAGCUCCUUUUAUUUCCUACAAUUCGAAACUUAAAAGAUGUAAAAAACAAUCUUUGGUAUUAUACUUGGAAAUGAGAUUAGAUAAUAUACUCAACUUGUUUCAUUUCUGUAUUUCAUUUUUUAGCUUUGUGUAUAUUGUCCUAUUGCCAUGUGAAAAGCAACAACUAUUUAUCCAAAUUUACCUUUCUUAUUUACAUAUUGUUUCUUGUAUGCCCAGUUGCUAUUAUGUUGAUUUUCCUAUCAAAAUGAUAGCUGGAGAUAUAGAUUUCCAGAUCACCUACUGGAGUAUAUAGAAAAUAAAGAGGAAAACUCAUUAAA
This is a messenger RNA of Jaculus jaculus (lesser Egyptian jerboa), 2001 nucleotides long. RefSeq names its product ring finger protein 212B (gene Rnf212b). The transcript has 16 exons. Gene Ontology annotation, biological process: reciprocal meiotic recombination; homologous chromosome pairing at meiosis; protein sumoylation. The coding region runs from base 472 to 1410 and encodes 312 amino acids. Lineage: Eukaryota; Metazoa; Chordata; Mammalia; Rodentia; Dipodidae. Gene Ontology annotation, molecular function: SUMO transferase activity. The record is from RefSeq and is a predicted model, not a curated record. Gene Ontology annotation, cellular component: synaptonemal complex.